UCCUGUUGCCGGGCUGCCGCGGGGAAGCAUUUGGGCGUGGGACUGCGAGAAGCCGCUUGUAAACAGAGUCGGGCAGGGAUGGUCGGCAGCCGGAGCGCAGCCGCUGGCGGUGAGGAGGGCGGGCUGCCUGGGUCGGGGUCCUGCCGAGGGUCGGCUGCAGGCCGCACGGGCGACGGGACCAAAGCCGCGAUCUCUGACCUGGAGGGGAAGUAUUUGAUGAAGACAUUCCACCUAGGGAUGACUGCUCCAGAAUCUCUCCCUCUCUGCCUGUGGUCCAGGAAAUUGAGGCUUGGCGAUACAGUGCUUUGGCAAACACUGCCCUGCUGUCUUCACUGAGAUCUCUAAGAACAAGCUCUCCGUACUCCUGUGCUUGGAUUUCUCUAGGCAGUUGGAUGAAGAUUGCAUCCUCUUGUUUCCACAGUCGCAUUGCUGGACCACCUCUCCAUUGGCUGAUUGUUCACAACACCUCUCCUGAAGCUGUUUAGAAGCUUGGGCGCCGUGUCAUGGAAGCCCUGGAAGUAGAUGACAUCAGCCCUGCCUUAGAGGUUACUGAGGAUUUCUUUAGUACUUUUGACAGUAAGCUGGAAAAGGCUGUGCAGCAAGCAGAGGUCUAUGGGAUCCAGGAAGUCCCUGAACUGGUGGGGCAUGAGGUACUCAGUAACAUAACAGACAAUGGUGCUUUAAGAAGUGUUGCUUCCCUGGGCAAGGGGACAAUGAUUUGGGACCACUGUAAGAGCAGGCUUCUAGAAACCAAAGCUCAAAAUGUCUUCCCUGCCAAAGAACAGCUUAUGGUCCAGAGAGGGACAGCCCCAGAUAAUCUUUCCUGGAUGGAACAAAAGGAAGCAUCAACCUUCAACUUUUUCAACAUCUGUCAACAUCGGAGGGACAGACCUCGUUCUGUGAAUGACUUAUUGGAUGAGACCACGACUUUCAAGCCUGGCCAUGCUCGGUCCAGGUCCGACGUCACCCAUGUGGACUGGCGGGUAGUCCUGAGCACCAUGCCUUUGCAGCAGCAGCAGCAACAGCAGCAGCAGCAGCAGGCGUCCCUUCAAGGCCCUCACUUUCCCAGGCCAUCUUUUCUGUUGUCCUCACCCAAUAAGGUAGAAGAUGCUCAAGGAAAUGCAGAAUACAAACAGACAUUCCCAAACAUACUGAAGAAGGGUUAUCUGGAGAUCAGGAAGAACCAUGACAGUUACUGGCAAAGCUGUUAUGCAGAACUCUCACCCUACAACUUAAACUUCUACAGCCUUGAUAGCAGUGGCAAUCAAAACCUGUAUGCCACGUACCAGCUUUCCCACUUCCAGAGCAUAUCUGUUUUAGGCAAUCUUGAGGCCAGGAUGGUAGACACUGUUCUCUAUGACAAUUCUCAGCUGCAGCUCAAGGCAGAGUCUCCGUGGGAGGCACUGGACUGGGGGCAGAAGCUCUGGGAAGUUGUGCAUGCUGCUGUGCCCAAUCACCUAGGCCGGCACGAUGAGAUGGCAAACUCUCCAGGACUCGGUCAUCAGGCUGACUAUGCACAGAACCACUGUUUACAGAAGAAAUCCAGUGGGCUGCUGGCCUCCCCUGUCUUGGAUAGCCCCAAACAGUACCAAAACAUCCUCAAAUCAGGGACACUUUACAGACUGACUGUCCAAAACAACUGGAAGGCCUUUACGUUUGUGCUGAGCAAGGCCUAUCUUAUGGCUUUCCACCCCGGCAAGCUAGACGAAGAUCCCCUGUUGAGCUACAAUGUGGAUGUGUGUCUGGCUGUGCAGAUAGACAACCUGGAUGGUUGUGACUCUUGCUUUCAAGUCAUUUUUCCCCAGGAUGUCCUCCGCCUCCGGGCUGAGACCCGACAGAGGGCUCAGGAAUGGAUGGAGGCGCUGAAGACAGCAGCCAAUGCUGCAAGGAGUUCUGAGCAAAACCUGCAAGUCACACUGAGGAGCAAACCCAAGGGUCAGCCGGGCGGCCAUGAGCUGCGGAAGAACAAGCGGCAGUCUGUGACCACCAGCUUCCUGAGCACCCUGACUACGCUGUCCUUGGAGCGGGGACUCACUGCUCAGAGUUUCAAAUGUGCAGGGUGCCAGCGAUCUAUUGGUCUCUCUAAUGGCAAGGCCAAGGUGUGCAAUUACAGCGGAUGGUACUACUGCAGCAGCUGCCACGUGGACGACAGCUUUCUCAUCCCAGCACGCAUAGUUCACAACUGGGACACCUCAAAGUACAAGGUGUCCAAGCAGGCCAAGGAGUUUCUGGAAUACGUGUACGAAGAGCCCCUGAUCGACAUCCAGCAGGAGAACCCCAUGCUGUACCUGCAUGCCGAGCCGCUGGCCACUGUGGUGCGGCUGCGACAGCGCUUGAAAUCGCUCCGAGCCUACUUGUUCAGCUGCCGGGCGGCAGUGGCAGAGGAUCUGCGCCGCAGAAUUUUCCCCAGAGAAUAUCUCCUUCAACAGAUCCACCUGUACUCUCUCGCUGACCUGCAGCAGGUGAUAGAGGGAAAGCUGGCUCCAUUCUUGGGCAAGGUUAUUAAGUUCGCCACCGCGCAUGUCUACAGCUGCAGUCUCUGUAGCCAGAAAGGGUUCAUCUGUGAGAUCUGUAACAAUGGCGAGAUCCUCUACCCCUUCGAGGACAUUUCAACAAGCAGAUGUGAAAGCUGUGGAGCUGUCUUCCACUCUGAGUGCAAAGAAAAGUCCGUCCCCUGCCCACGGUGUGUCCGACGGGAGCUGCAGAAGAAGCAGAAGUCCUUCUGGCGGCAGCUGAACGUGGACGGAAGUCUGGAAGAGGCAUGCGCCAUGUUUGAGCUGUCCUGCCAGAACACCUGACUGCAGGCCAGGCCACACUCGCCACUACCCAGGGGCUCCCGGCCCUGCACAUGAGGCUGGUCCUUCUUCAGCUAGAUGUAGAUGAUAAGUUAUUUAUUUAUAUUAUAUACACCUAUACGUCCUGUACGUAUUUGAAUACUCAUUGUCCAAGAAGUCCACAAAGAUCCUGUGGUGGAAUUCCUACAGAUAGCUGAGUUACACGUGGCCGUGAGACUCAGCUGCUUGCUCCCAGCAGAUGUGAUUUACACACAUUGCUCUGUAGUUCAGACCCCUUUAUGUACACUGGCUCUGAGGGCCAGUCUACUGCACAGGUAUUGGAAGAAGCAUCUCUUGCAGCAAAGCUUUGCAUUAUUACUGAGAUUUAACCUUUGCUGGGGAAACUAAGGUAAGAGCCAUUGUCAUCUGCUUCACAAGGACAUCUCUCAAACCCAAGAAUGUUUCUGGAUGUUUCCAGGCCCCAGAAUCCUUGGCAGAGAUGGGAAGAGCAAAGCAGGGCCACACAGCCAGAGGCCCUUUCGCCACCAGAGAGCAUCAGAGCAGAGCUACCCUGGGUUUGAACAGAAUUCCUGAAAGAGAGUACAGAAAGUGAGGACCUCAGUGGCCAGUGCCUGCAUGUCCUCCGUCUGUUGGCUGGUGUGAAGGCCAGCACCUCCCAGCUGAUGCGACCCCACGAUGCCUGCCCGAGUGCACGUGGGUGCCCUAAGAGCAGCUUUCCAAGCAUGGAAGGAAGGACAUUGGUCACGGUUUUCAUGGUGCUGCCCAGGAGGAAAUGUCCCAGGAUUGCACUCAAGCAUAUCUGUGCGUAGCUUGCUAGGUAGAGUAUACUGCACGCAGCUUGGAGGACACGAUGUUUCCUUUCCCAGAGUCCUCCACCGGCCGUACCCACCUGUCUGUCAUUUGAAGGUUUUAUUUCUCCUGUCCUUCACAGCACUUUUGACCUUUAUUCAGUCCACGUAACUACUCCUGCUUUUGUAUUCUGGGUGUUUUGUUUGUUUGGGCUGGGGUUAUAUUUUAAGACAGGGUCUUGCUGUAUAUCCCUGGCUGGCCUCAAACCUGUGAUCCUGCUGCCGCAUCCUCCAAAUGCUGGGAUUACAGGUGUUUACCACCGUACCUGGCUUUACUUGUUUUUAAUUAUUUUUUAAAAAUAUUUAAAAGUAAAAAUUAUAUAAUUAUUAAAAGUUAUUAAGAAAUAACAAUUUGAAAAAUACAAACCUAAACUAUUAAGAAAAUACCAAACAUAAAUAGAAUUAAUGAAUUGAUAUUAUUGAAAUAAGUAGAUAUAUACACAUGCAUAAUUGCCACCUCACACUAAGUAACACAAAGAGUAACUAGUGUGGUAGAAGUAAGAAGCAGAUCGCUUCGCUCUUUGGAGGGUAGUGUACUCCCACUGUGAGCCCCUUGUAAGAGCCUGUGUAGUUGUCACUGUGACCAAGAUGGCUGCUAGGAAGGCACUGAAGCCCUGACGGCCAGUAUUCCUUCUUCCUUGACUCUUUCCAAGGCAGGAAAAUGCUCACCAGGAAGUCCUUGUCUGUGUCUUUCACGCGAGGCCAGUGUCGCCCAUUGCUACCCAUGCUCUGUCCUUCGGGAUUUUCACUGCUGUUCAGAUCAGGGGAAACACUGGUUCACAAACACAGCUUCGGCUGCAAGUUGCUCCCCACAGGCACCAGCUCUUGAUGCCUCUGUCCAGUAGGAGACUUUCAGCUGACUUGUGCAGUUAGAGGCAAGCACUUCACCUCUUGGCCCACACCAUUUCCUUUGGCCCCAGACCGUGCAGUUCAGCGCCACACGUGUUCAUUUCCUAGCUACCCGGAAGCUAAGCCAAGGCAUGAGACUUGGUAAAAGGCCAGGGCCCUACUUACCAGACACCUCACGGUGCUUUUAUAAACUCUGGGGAAGGCAGGUUGACCUCACUGAGUGAGAGGUAGGGAAUGUUGCACAUAAAGGACAAGGGUGGGAAGUCUCAAACACUUGGCAAAACAGGCAAACAGAUUUGAGUAUCUCUCUUCCUCCUCCCGUUCAUGAAAUACAGUAUUUAUAUUUUCCAGCCUCAGAGAACAGAACAUGAUCUUUCACUGGAGAAUUCUAGACCUGCUUAUUAUGAACCAGAUGUGCUUCCAUGGCACAGUGCCUUCUCUCUCCACCCCCAGUCCCUGUCGCCGUAGCUUAUGCUUGGCCUUUGCUGAAAUUAGUGUAUCUGUGAUUCUGACUGUCAGAGACGCCAUUCCCAGGACUGAGCACAGAGACCUGAAGAACAGAGCCCCUGGCCCCAGCUUGGCCGGGUGUCCUGCCCCAACUCACAGAUGCCCACGAUCAGACCUAACAAAAGCUGAGGGUGAAAUCUAGACCCCUGCUCAACACACCUGAGUUGUCCCACUGCCCCCAGAGGGCCCUGCUGUGUGUGAGCAGACCUUGAACACUUCUAAGACCUUUCCCCGGACAUUGCUUUGUGUUUAGUUUUUAAAGGGAAAAAGAUACGAGCACUGUUGUUCAUGGUCUGGAACUGGAGCCAUGCCCUGCCACUUCUGUUUUCACUCUGCUGUACAUCCCCGGCCCCGCUAGCCUGGUCUAUGCCAGCUCUGGGCUCGCAACAGUGAUCUCAGCCACCACCACCCGAACCUGAGAGGACACCGGAGCGCGCGGUGCAGUUGGGUCUGCCGUGAAAAUUCAAAAUUGCUAUUUUCAGCCCAGAAUGCCUUGGAGUGCCUGAAGGCCCUUACUGUUUUCAGGUCUAACAAAUUACUUGGUGCAGUGUUAGGUAAUUAUUCCACUGCUUAGAAACCAUCGAGACAAAAGCAAGCCUGUGGGUUUCCACCUCCUUUUCUUCAUCUCAGUAAAUAUCGUACAUGGAAAGCAUAAUGGAAAAUGGUCCAUUAAUCUCCUGGAGCUGCUAGCACAGCCCGGGAGCUGCCCUUCACUGAACAGCCCUUCCCUGCUGUAGCACAAGAAUUCCCUCCUGCUGGUGCCAGAAACCCAUGUGCGACACCAUCCAGCCUGGGGAAGUGUUGGCACCCACCCCGCCGUCAAGAAGCCAGUUCCUAAAAUAGACCUGCGUUUGCACCGCAGUAGGAAGGCCGCAGGGUGCUCCAAAGGCAGUCAGCUAUGAUGGGAGCAGAGUUCUUUCCAGGGCUGCCCGUUCCCAAAGUUGGAAGCAGCCUUAUAUGAAAACCAUGUAAACUCUCUGUCUUCCUCUUGACUUCAUGUGCUGAAUAACAGCCAUCUUUUGGGAGUUUUCACAUUUGAUGAGCUGAAAGGUUAACUGCUUCUUGAUUCUUCUAGAAUAGGCCUCUACCAAAAAAAGAGAGCGAGAGAGAAUGUGUGUGUGAUUACAGUGCCUUGGGAUUCCCAGGUUCCAAUACAGUCUGAAAUAGCCCAGUGUUAUGAUUCCCCUUAGCUGCCCCAAAACCAAGGUGUCUGUGUCACUCUGUCACUGUGGCUGAGCUGCAGCACACCCUCUGAGGGUGAGGUCUGGCCUCUGUCUCUGCUUGUCAUGUCUGCACACUGAAUGGGGGCACUGACAACUUUCUCUCUGCACCUCCUCCAGGAGGCUUGGCUGCCAGCCCUGCAAGUUCCUUCUCUAUCCGUGGGCCAGAAAUCUCCAGACACAAACUACCUAUGAGGACAGGACCACAGUGAUGCCACACACUGAGCACCAACGGCAAAACCCACCCGCUGCUGUCAAGGAAGUAGAGAUACGUUCUGCUGCUAGUCCAGGGGCAAGCCCUGCCCUCCCGCCCUGCAGAUCAGGCCUGGGUCGGUCUUCUCCCGUGCUUUGUUGAAAUAGCUAGAUUAGGAGCUAGUCUUUGACCCUUAGUUGGAAUACUGCCUGGUUCCAACACAGACUGUUUUAUUUUGUUCAGUUUGGCUUUUCUUAUGGUAAAUAGAGAAGUGUGCAAUAUUGUUUGGGAGUUCCUACACUACUUUUUAUCUUCUGAAAUAAUGUGGAGAUGUCAAGAAUUCGAGACAAAAGGGAAAGCAGCUGGCCCUUUCUUCCUUAGCUUCUUUCGCCCUGGAUCCCCUGGCCUCUCCUUAGCCAUUCCUUGGUGCCCACUCGGUAGUGGUGGUGAGCACUGGGAACUUGGGUCACUGCUCUGCCCUGUCCCACUUGCCUGAGCCCAGAAUACUACAAGCUACAUGGCUAAGCCCCUCAGCUAACUAACCAGUGCUGCUCUCCGUCACAGGUACGGUUUCUUAACAGUUAAACCUCAGUUCCCAGUAGUCUCUCUGUGUAGGCGCUUCUGUCCUUUCUUUGAAUUCAAAACUCUCUGACUGGAAAUUUUUUUUUCUGGUGUGUUUUAGUGGGUGUGGGACUAAAAUAAAAAAUCUCCAUCACUGUAAAACUUUAGGUGAAAGGGAAAAUGUAGAUGGGCCUCUGCCGCGUUUGUCAGCGUGUUCUGUGUAAGAUGGAUUCCUGGUGACCGUGGUCUGUAGCACUGUCUCCAUAAAGUAGGCUCUGAUGUGAUGGGAGGCACUGGUGAGUGGAACACAGGCUGCUCUGCCGGGCCCUGCUCUGAGGGGAAAGAGGCACUGGCUGCUUGUCAUUUUACAAAGCUCCCUAGUGCAGCCACUAGUCUCCCAGGCCAGAUGAACAAGACGCCUACAGCCGCUCUUCCACAGUUGCCUCCCUCUGGCUGGCCAAGGAAGCCGUAAUCCAGCCCCGUCCCCUCCCAUGCUUCCCUUGCCUGCUUUCUUCCUCAGCCCUGGGCCAGGUUCGGCCUCAAGCUAAUAAACCACCUAGUGAACCACCCGCCGGUGGCCCUUCCUUCCCACUGUUUUGUUUCCCUGUAGGAGUGCCUUAUAGUCUAGUCUAGUCUCUGACCCACUUGAAGCCUGCAGGACCCUUCAACCAACUGUGGAUCCCUUCGCGCUUCCCUGCCGGCUCCUCCUCAGUCCACAGUCCACCUGGAGCCCGUGUAUUCCGAGAUGCACAUCAGACCUUCCACCUUCGCUUAACCUGGUGCCUUAACUUCACAAGUAAAGAGAUCCACAUUGCAAACACGCUAUCUGAGUGAAACAUCAGUUUCUUUGGUGCCACUGGCACUUUUACCAGGAAAUACAAUAGGCAUAAUCAUAAAUGUUUUGACCUUAUUUUAUGAUGUUUCUAAGCCACUUUUUGUUUGCUUGCUUUCAUUAACCAAACUCAGGGGAAAUGUCAUGUCACCAAGGUCAAUGGGGAAAGAAGGAAAACUAGCUACCCAGAAGCAAAUGUCAAAGUCUAUGAACUCCAUCUUUAUCAGGUUCAAAAGUGUCACCAACUCGAGGAUUUUUUUUCCCUUUACUGUAUAAAGAUUCUCUUUAUUACCACCUGUGUUCCACGUGGGAGGUGGGAAACCUCGGGGAUGCGUGUGGACGACAGUGUCCACUGAGCCAUGGGGCCAGGCCUUCGUUCGCUGUGCUGCGGAGUGCUCGGCAGCCUCUGGUCACCUGACUCCUACUGUAAACAGCUCUUAGUUGUCUCUGGGGAUGGCGAAGGAGGAGAGCCCAUGCCUGCAGGCGCAGAGCAGGAGCCGAGAUGUGGAUGGUCCUGGACAGCGCACUCCUCAGCUCCGGGAUCAAACCCGAGCCAUCCCCUCCUGGUCACGCGGUACCGUCGCAAUCAGGAUCUGCACUUGAGCUAUUCCUUCGCUCUGCUAGUUAUUCGUAAAGAGUUAAUGUGCUAGUUGAUGUGGUCCCUGGUGUCUGGACUUGAUUGCCUUUCUUGGUUAAUUUAUCCAUAUUUUUGUUUACAUUAUUUUUUAAGCUAGUAACUAAGAGUAUAAAAUCGAAGUUGUGCUGUUGACAGGACAUCUCUCUCUCUCUUUUCUCUCUCUUUUUUUUUACAGUUGUCUGUCACAUAAUUUAAGUGCACCUGUUCCUAAUGUAUAAAAUUAUCUCCCUCUCAAUAAAUGACAAUGAAAGUA
Apodemus sylvaticus (European woodmouse) is the source of this 8695-nucleotide messenger RNA. It is a transcript of the gene Plekhm3, whose product is annotated as pleckstrin homology domain containing M3. The record is from RefSeq and is a predicted model, not a curated record. NCBI's taxonomy places the organism in Eukaryota, Metazoa, Chordata, Mammalia, Rodentia, Muridae. Bases 504 to 2798 code for a protein of 764 amino acids. The transcript has 9 exons.